AUGUUUGUGAUGUCCAUCAAUAUUGGAUUGUCCUCAGUUUUGAGACAAUUUAAUACUCGGCUGAAGCUUGUGGAGGGAAAGUGCAUGCCUGUGGCUUUCUGGGCACAGCAGAAGAAGGACUACCAAUUGCUAUGCGGUCUUAUUGAGAUGAUGGAUAGGACACUGGCACAUAUAAUUGUUCAGUCAUUUCUUUCCAAUCUAUACUACAUUUGUGUCCAGCUCUUGAACAACCUCAACAAUAUGGAACCAUGGACUUACAGUGUAUACUUCUGGUUCUCACUCUUCUACCUUAUUGGUAGAACUAUUGGGAUGUGUCUGUUUGGGGCUGAGAUUCACACAGAAUCCAGAAAGCCCGCUCUCAUUCUGAGAAAAAUUCCCACAGAAGGAUGGAAUGUUGAAACUGAGAGAUUCCUCGAGCUCAUCAACAAUCAAUGUGUAUCCCUGACAGGAAAUGGAUAUUUCUUCAUAACCCGUCCAUUCCUUCUCUCACUCACCGGAACAAUUGUGACUUACGAACUUGUUCUCAUGCAAUUCAACGAAUCCGGUACUUUGGACUCUCCAAGUUCCGAUCCUUGCGAAUAAUUAAAUUGUC
Molecule: messenger RNA, 592 nt
Organism: Phlebotomus papatasi
Lineage: Eukaryota; Metazoa; Arthropoda; Insecta; Diptera; Psychodidae
Product: gustatory receptor for sugar taste 64f-like
Exons: 3
Coding region: 1-582 (193 amino acids)
Biological process (GO): detection of chemical stimulus involved in sensory perception of taste; sensory perception of sweet taste
Cellular component (GO): membrane
Molecular function (GO): sweet taste receptor activity
Source: RefSeq, a predicted model, not a curated record